GAAUUACACCUGAGCCGGGCGGGCAUGUAGUUAACCGGGUUCCUGGGCGUGGGGAGGACGAAGAAAGCCGCUUGUCUACUUACUUGUCGUGGGAAUAUUGUUGAAGUAAACUUCAGCGGUGACUGCAGCAGCUGCGCAGCUCCGCCGCACAGUCGUUUCGCUCCGGUUCGCCUCGCCUGGACCAGUUUUCCUCACACCAGGAUGUAAAUUUGGGAACUUUUUGAAGGACCGGUGACACAGGGGACGAGUUUUAUUGUCCAACUUUUGCUAUUUUUUGGGGGAAUAUAGUGAGAAAACACGACUGUAGCAGUGAGAGGGACAUCAGCGGCAAAUUCAGAGGAGAGGAGACUGAGGUGGUUCAUGUCAUCAGACUUCAACAGGCCUGAACGCUCAACAGGAGAGUGAGGUGGUUCAUGUCAUCAGAGAUCAACAGGCCUGCACACUGAACAGACAUGAUGGAGCGGUGGUGGGCGUGGCAGUUGGCCCUGGUCACCCUGGCAACCAUUUACGUCAGCCCCUCCCACGGCCAAAACGCCGAGUUCCUCUCUGACACACUGAUCAACAACGUGGUGGCCAACCCUCGUACGGGCCGGCUGUACGUCGGCGCCGUCAACGCCCUCUACCAGCUGAACCCCAACCUGGAGGUCGAGUCCCGCACCGAGACGGGGCCCAAGCGGGACAACAGGCAGUGCACGCCGCCCGUCACCGACGCCUGCGAGGAGGCCACGGACACCAACAACCACAACAAGCUGCUGCUGGUCCACGAGGCCAAGGACGUGCUGGUGGUGUGCGGCAGCGUCUUCAGGGGCAUCUGCUCUCUGAGGAACCUGAGCAACGUGGAGGAGCUGCUCUACUUCAGCGACACCAAGGGGGAGAAAUCGUACGUGGCGAGCGCCGAGGAAAGCGUCUCCGUAGUGGGGGUGAUGUCUUACUUCACCAAGGAUAGAGACAACUUCACCGUGUUCCUGGUUGGUAAGGGGUACGGCAGCCAUGACAGCACCAAGCUGAUCUCCACCCGCAUCCUCGAGGACUACAGUGACUGGGUGGUCUUCGACAGCAUCAUCGAGGCCUCGGCGGUCCAGGCCAACCCCUUUUUCCUGCGGUACCUCCACGACUUCCGCUUCGCCUUCAAAGACAACGGCUUCGUGUACUUCCUGUUCUCGCGCACGCUCGGCGUGCAGGACACCAAGAAUUUCACCUUCAUCUCCCGGAUGUGCGAGGACGACCAGGGUUAUUACUCGUACACCGAGCUGCAGCUCAACUGCAGCGCCACCAACACGUACAACAAAGCUCAGGCUGCCUAUGUAGCAGCACCAGGUGAAGCUUUGGCUCAGAAUAUGACCAAAUCAGGCCUGUAUGGACCCGUCUCAGCCUCUGACAAGGUGCUGUUUGUCACCUUCACUUCUGAUGAAGACCCGUCUACUUCGGCCAUGUGUAUGUACCCUCUGCGCUCUAUUAAUAAGAGGCUGGUGGAGAUAAUAGGAGCCUGUUACAGCAACAACGGCAUCAUUAACGAGAAGUCUGCUGUCUACUCGCCUUACUCCUCCAAGUCUGAAGAGCUGUGCAGCAGCAGCAGUAAUCAGAAUAACAUGGCCAUCAAAUACAAAUGCGGAGCCGAGUUCCUGCCCUCCCCGAUGGCCAGCAAGGCCGAGUUCGCCUUAACAUCGGAUCCCUCGUUGGUGCGGAAGGGUCACAUGACGGCUGUGGCCGUGGCUGUGGAGAUGGGGCACGCUGUGGCGUUCCUGGGCACCGCCACUGGAGAGGUGCUGAAGGUGCAUCUGUCGGCCCAUCCCGAGGUGUACGGGCGAGCGCCGGGCGACGUCACAGGAGACAAGGUCAACAAGAACCUGUUGUUCGAUUCCAGCCUCCGACACCUGUACAUCACCACAGAGAAAAAGAUCACCAAGGUUCCGGUCCAGGCCUGCCACCUGAAGACGGACUGCCAGUCCUGCGUCUCCAUGAAGGAUCCGUACUGUGGCUGGUGUGUGCUGGAGGGAAGGUGCACCAGGAAGCAGGAGUGCAGCAGGUCGAGGGAGGAGAACACCUGGCUGUGGUCGCCCAAUCAGCAGUGUGUUCAGAUCCGGGCCUUCGACCCGCCGAACCUCAGCUGCAGGAAGACUCAGCAGGUUGUCAUCAGCGUCCCCACCCUCCCCAGACUGAGGCCGUCCGACUCCCUCCAGUGUGUGUUCGACACCUACGUCACCGGAGCCGUGAUGAACUUCGGCGAUCCGGUGCAGGUCACCUGUUCGCUGCCAAACCCCGGGGAGAUCCCGCCCACCCCCGACCAGCAGGACUAUGUGUCUGUCCCAGUCAAGGUUAUGGUUAACAACAAAAUUGAGGUGACGUUUGGAGAGUAUCACUUCUACAACUGUGCCGCCACAGUCAGGAAGAACCAAAACACACCGUGUAUAGCGUGUGUGACCAGUGAGUGGGGAUGUCAGUGGAACGCUCAGGAUCACAGCUGCAGCGACAGCAAUGACGUCGUGGGUGGAGGUCACAUCGUCAAACCACAACAGCCUGACAGCUGUCCUCAGUUUGAGUCUCCGGAGCCGCUGUUGAUCCCCGUCGGCUUCGAGAUCCCAAUCGGCUUCCAGGGAAGGAACCUGGACAUCUACAUGGGCCACACGUUUGCCAUCGGGACGGAGCUGAUGAAGUACACAGAGGAGGAGGUCAUGCAGGAGCAGAGGUCAAAGUUCAAAUUCACAGGUUACGAGUUUGCAUAUGACAAGCAGCAGGAGGUGAACGUAUCCUUCCACAUCAAAGACAGAGACACUGAGAGGAAGAUUGACAGCACCCUGACAGUCGUGCUGUAUAACUGUUCCGUGGGAAGAGAAGACUGCAGUCUGUGUAAACACGCCGACGCCAAGUACCAGUGUGUUUGGUGCGCCGCCUCGCGCACCUGUGUUUACCGGGAACUCUGCCCGUCGCCGCAGCCCGCACAGUGCCCCAACCCGGAGAUCACUGAUAUCAUCCCUCGCUUCGGUCCUCUGAACGGUCGGAUCUCCGUGACCAUCAAAGGCUCCAACAUGGGAAUAAAGAAGGAAGACAUCAAGAAGAUCACGGUGGCCGGAGUGGACUGCGUUCACCAGCAGGACAGAUACUCCGUCUCCACCAGCGUGGUGUGCGAGAUCGGCCCGGCGAGGCGAGUUCCUCCGUUCGACCUCCCGGUUGAACCGACCAACAGCGGAGCGGUGCAGAUAGAGGUGGAGGGAGGGAGGAGCGGCACAUCGCAGGUCAUCUUCACCUACCGGGAUCCCAAACCAGACUCCGUCCACCCGGUGAGGGGUCCAGCCGUUGGAGGAACCGUGAUCACCAUCCGUGGAGAAGACCUGGACACGGCGACCAAAGACGACGUCGCCGUCACUGUGGGCGGAGUCCCCUGUGAAGUACUGUCGUUCGGGUCACAGAUCACCUGUAAGACCGGCAAGUACCGGGGGCAGAAGGUGCCCUCGGACUGGUUAACGCUGACGGUGAAAUACGGAAGAAACACCACCAAAGACGUCACAGGAGCGUACCAGUACUCUGAGAACCCCAAGAUCACAGACUACUACCCCAAAGCCAGCUUCAUGUGCGGCGGUCGAAAGAUUGUUGUGGUGGGAAAUGGUUUUGACCUGAUCCAGAGAGCCACGAUGAAAGUCCUGCCCUCUGCUGACGAGUUCUCACAGGCCACUGCUCCGGUAGAGUUUGUCCAGGACACUCUGAGUAAGAACGACACCGUCCUGCAGUUCUACUCUCCGUCGGUGAACGCCUCCCUCGACACCCAGUCCCUCAGGACGUACCUGUUCCUGGACAACGGGAUGGAGGAGCUGAAGAACUUCGACUACCACCCCAACCCCAGCUUCAACGAGCUCGCCAAGAACGUCAUCACCGAGACCAGCAUCAUCAUCGUGACGGGUCGAGGUUUCUCCAAGGCGAUGACGGCCAAAGAGGCUCAGGCGUUCGUUGGCGAUGCCUCCUGUCACGUUAACAUCCUGCAGGACGAUAAGCUGAUCCUGGAGGCUCCUUCGUCGCAGCCCAGAGCCAGGUCCAAACGCCAGCGCAGAGACACAGCCAACGACCUGCUGGAUCUAGUGGUGAAGUUCGGUCACGGCGAGUGGAUCGUGGGUUCAGUCUACUACGCCAGAAAAGACGACAUUCCUCUGGCCAUAAUCAUCCCUGCCGUUAUCGUACCGAUGCUGCUCUUCAUCGCCGUGUCCGUCUACUGCUACAGGAGGAAGAGUCAACAGGCAGAACGAGAAUACGAGAAGGUCAAACACCAACUGGAGAACCUGGAGGAAAGCGUCCGAGAUCGCUGCAAGAAAGAGUUCACAGAUCUGAUGAUUGAGAUGGAGGACCACACCAGCGACCUGAGCGAGGCCCGGAUCCCCUUCCUCGACUACAAAACCUACACGGACCGAAACUUCUUCCUGCCCUCCAAGGAGGGAGGCGCCAACGACACCAUGAUCACUCAAAAAAUACAAAUCCCAGAAGCCCGCAGGGCCAUCGUGGCUCAGGCGCUCAACCAGUUCUCCAACCUGCUGAACAGUAAAACCUUUCUCAUCAACUUCAUCCACACGUUGGAGAGUCGUCCGGACUUCAACGCCCGCGCUCGUGGUUACUUUGCGUCGCUGCUGACGGUGGCGCUGCACGGCAAGCUGGAGUAUUACACGGACAUCAUGAGGACGCUGCUGCUGGAGCUGAUGGACGAACACGUGCAGAGCAAGAACCCCAAGCUCAUGCUGAGGAGGUCAGAGACAGUGGUGGAGAGGAUGCUCUGUAAUUGGAUGUCCAUCUGUCUCUAUCAGUUCCUCAGGGACACAGCAGGAGAGCCGCUAUACAAACUGUUCAAGGCCCUCAAGCACCAGGUGGAGAAGGGCCCGGUGGACGCCAAGAUGAAGAAAGCCAAAUACACCCUGAACGAUACAGGACUGCUGGGGGACGACGUCGAGUACUCCGUGCUGACCCUGCAGGUGUUGGUGCACGGGGAGGGACCAGAUGUGACUCCAGUCAAGGUGCUGAACUGUGACACCAUCUCCCAGGUGAAGGAGAAGAUCAUCGAUCAGGUCUACAGGAAUCUGCCGUACUCACAGAGACCGAAGGUGGAGAGUGUCGCUCUGGAGUGGCGUCCUGGCUCCACCGGUCAGAUCCUGUCCGACCUCGACCUGACCUCCCAGAAAGAGGGGCGCUGGAAGAGACUCAACACUCUGGCUCAUUACAACGUUCGGGAUAACGCCACGUUGGUUCUGUCCAGAGUUCUGCACACACAGUCCUUCCACCAGCACCAAGACAGCCACGAAGAGAAAAACGCUCUGCUGGAGGACGACAACACCUUCCACCUGGUGAGACCGGCGGAUGAGAUCGAUGAGGUGAAGUCAAAGAGAGGCAGCAUGAAGGACAAGGCCAUGACCAAAGCCAUCACUGAGAUCUACCUGACCAGGCUGCUCUCCGUCAAGGGAACUCUGCAGCAGUUUGUGGACGACUUCUUCCGCAGUGUGUUGUGCUCGAGCUCCGUCGUCCCUCCUGCCGUCAAAUACUUCUUCGACUUCCUGGACGAGCAGGCGCUGAGGCACGACAACGUGGAAGAGGAGACGCUGCACAUCUGGAAGACCAACAGCUUGCCUCUGCGGUUCUGGGUGAACAUCCUGAGGAACCCCCACUUCAUCUUCGACGUCCACGUGACGGAGGUGGUGGACGCGUCGCUGCACGUCAUCUCUCAGACCUUCAUGGACGCCUGCACCAAGACGGAGCACAAGCUCAGCAGAGAGUCUCCCAGCAACAAGCUGCUCUAUGCAAAAGAGAUUUCAACAUACAAGAAGAUGGUGGACGAUUACUAUAAGGGCAUCAGACAGAUGGUUCCAGUCAGUGACCAGGACAUGAAUACACACCUUGCUGAGGUGUCCAGGCAACACACAGACAAGCUGAACACCCAGGUGGCCUUACAUCAACUGUACCAGUAUGCCAGCAAGUACUACGAUGUGAUCAUCCAGUCACUGGACGAGGAUCCAGCAGCUCAGAAUAAACAGCUCACCCUCCGCCUCCAACAGAUCGCUGCCGCCCUGGAGAACAAGGUCACUGACCUUUGACCUCUGACCUCAUGGAGGGGUCAAGGAGAGGAGCUAACGGCUACUAAAACACAGGAUGUUGUUUUCCAUUUAAAGACUCAAAAGAGGACGAGCUUGCGGACUCUACCGAAUGUUUGACCAUAUAAGGACUGAAGUGGGAGGGGCUAGUGGAGCCACAGGAAGCUGUUGACCAUAUAAGUACUGAAUGGGAGGAGGUAUGGGACUCCAGGGGGGGAGAGGAUUGGAGAUUUUGGACAAAUGAAGUGUUAAAAUGUGGUCAGAGUGGUGGAAAGUAAAGAGCUAUCUGCUGCAGUUGUAUGGCGGACUUCCACUUGGCAUCCCAAAACAAACACCAAGGAGGGAUGCAAAAUGGCAACCGUAAUAUGGCUGCAGAUGGGAGCUCUGUGAAAUCAAAGGGUUAUUUUUAUAAUGGUAGCUAGGGGUGCUCGGUUGGUGUAAUCCUCGGACCUAGCUGGACGAUGUUUCUGUGUUUGGCUUCUCUACACCACAAAUUUUGAUUUUACCAUAUAGGGACUAAAGAAAGAAAGUGCCACACAAGGAAUGAAGAUUGAAGAUUUUUGGAUAACUGAAGAAUAUGAGUGAAGUAAAAAAAAAAAACAUCACCAAGUAUUUUCUUUUUGCCACUUAACCCUUUUGGAAGUUGGGAUUGGAAGCGCACAGUACUGGAGGCGUUGUGACCACUUUUACCGUCUUACUUACUUACUGCUGAUCUGAGGUCAGUUUGUCUUGUCUCCACUCUAAAUGGUAACUAGGAAAUCUGAUCACUUGUCAGCAGCAGAGAACAGUUUUCAUCCUAAAGCGUGAAAAUGCUUGGAUGAACUUUUACCUGGAAGCGAGCUUAAGUAAAAAUAAUCAACCAAUGAAAACCCACUACGGUACAUACCACUGGCCAAUCAAUGGUCUUGACGGCACAACUGAGGAGAGUGUAUUCAGGGUACGAUGAGUUAAUUUAAACCCAAAAAUCAAACCACAACAUAGGCUUUUCUUGUAUCAUGGCCAAAUCAUAUCAGAUUAGCUGCAGUAUGUGCUUCUACGCUGAUGACACUGUGCUGUUGAUUCGAAUCGCAGCUGAAUAAUUUUAUGUUGUUUAGUUUGUUUAGUAUUAUUCUUUGUGUGCAGGCUUUAAGCAGAGGCUUUGCAUUUCCAUAUACAACAUGAAAUUUAUCUUUUUAACGGACUGUUACAGUUCCACUUAGUUCUUGCUUUCAUUAAGUGUUAAUCUGAGUGGUCCACGAUGUCAUAUGCUGUGCGUAAGUAUGUGGUGAGGACCAGCUUGUUUUUACUUUCUGUGAAAAAUCAUGACUGCCCAAUCAUGUGGUCUAAACAGCCAAACACUUUAAGUGAGACUUAUUUUUGUUUUUAUACUAUGUAUGAUUUGAAUUCUUUUGUAAUACUCCCUUCAUAGAUAUUGCUGCAUUUUUUUUUCUGUUUGCACACAUUAGAAGAAAUUACUUAAGUGUCUUCUGAAGACAGGGUAUACGUGGAUCCUUCAAAAAUGCUUACAAUUAAUCGGAAAUUAAGGUGGUAAAGUGUUAAAAUGUAUUCAAUCCAGUUAUUAUAGGUCAUAUUCCUCCAUCAUGCAUUGCCAAAAAAAAUAUGCAUUCAGUCAGUUUUACCAGACAGACUGAUUUCACGAGAGUAAAGCAGGCACAAUACAUACAUUUAAAACACACAGCCAAAAAUAUGAAUGUCUCCAAAAAAUGAAUGGCCCUUAUCCAUGGAAGAUUUAAAAUGCGUAAAACCAUAUCAAACAAAAAAAUAAAGUAAAAUACAAUAUUUUAAUUUGGCAUAGAAAUUCAUGUUGCAAUGAAAAACAAUUCAUUCAGCUAUUUAAGACAAAUAAUUUUUCGUUUAACAAUUUCUUAAAAUUAUGACCGUAAUUACAUACAUAAAAAGGAAAUACAUAAUAUUAUGUUUAUUGUAUUUCACUUUAUUUCUUUAUUUUAUUUGUUUUUAUUUUUGUAUUUUAAGUCUUCCAUAUUAUUGUACAAAAAUGCCUGUGUGCACAUAAUUGUUUCCUAUCACCUGCAACAACUCCAUGGAUAUGCAUGUGCCUCCUGAUUAUUGCCUUCUCCUUAUUCUGUCCAUUAAAUGUUUCAUUAAUGUUCAUGAGGUUUGUUUAAUCGGAAAUAGGCUGGUUUUGUUUUUAGCUCUCGGGAAUGAAAUAUGUUAAUGUCAACUGUUACAGAGAGAUAUGGGAGAAAAAACUUAAUUUUAAAUACAUAAACAAUAUGAUCAUGUAUAUUAUCAACCACUCUGUAAAUGAGUGAACUGUGGACCAAGUUAUUAGAAGAUCUGCAACAGUCUUUGGGUUUAAGUACCAUUACACAGCUGAAGUGUAAAUGAACUCAUUUAUCUUCUCUGAAGCCACAUAUUAGUCAUCGUCACCAUAGAAUCAUUAUCUGCAUCAUUCUUUGCCUUCUGAGCCCAGAUGACGUGCUUUAUGUAGUGCUUGAGUUAAUAUCAAAGAAUAAAUAUGCAGUUUGUAAGUUGAAUGAUAAACCCCAUGUCUUUUGGGGAAGAAGGAUUUCUCUCACUGCAGAAGUGCUUUGUGUUUUGUUUUGGGGUUUUUCAGUGGAAGCUGGUAUUAUUGAUUCCUCCGAGCUUUCAGAUCUUAAAAACUGCAUGUUUAAAUUCUGAAGCAAUACGACCUUAAGGCUGGUGCUGUAUCUUUGUACUCAUGUCUCGAAUUCCUUAAACUGUGGAUGGACACACCGCAAGCUUUUGACCAGAUUUGGCACCACAUGACCUCCAGAUACAAAGACUGAAAUAAACACAUCUUAGCCUGUUUUCUUUUUUACUUCUCAUAAGCUUUCUUCUGAGCAUUUUUUUCUCAGAAAUUUGCUUAUGAAAGCCACUUCCGUGCCAAAUAACUUCAAGUAACUAUUGUGUGUGUUGUAGUGUGUGUAAUUUCCAAAGCUUGGACUGUCAAUUGAGUUGUGUGUUUGAUGAGUGUAGCCAGAAAUGAGGGGAACAAACAAUUGUGUAUUAAAUAAUCUGGUGGUACUUUUAUAAAAACUGUGGAAAUGUGAAA
Messenger RNA from Seriola dumerili (greater amberjack), 9096 nucleotides. RefSeq names its product plexin-B2-like. Bases 453 to 6062 code for a protein of 1869 amino acids. The transcript is spliced from 43 exons. NCBI's taxonomy places the organism in Eukaryota, Metazoa, Chordata, Actinopteri, Carangiformes, Carangidae. Gene Ontology annotation, molecular function: semaphorin receptor activity; protein binding. The record is from RefSeq and is a predicted model, not a curated record. Gene Ontology annotation, biological process: semaphorin-plexin signaling pathway involved in axon guidance; regulation of cell migration; regulation of cell shape. Gene Ontology annotation, cellular component: semaphorin receptor complex.